Messenger RNA from Micropterus salmoides (largemouth bass), 1607 nucleotides. RefSeq names its product methylenetetrahydrofolate dehydrogenase (NADP+ dependent) 2, methenyltetrahydrofolate cyclohydrolase (gene mthfd2). The record is from RefSeq and is a predicted model, not a curated record. Gene Ontology annotation, cellular component: mitochondrion. Gene Ontology annotation, biological process: tetrahydrofolate interconversion. Lineage: Eukaryota; Metazoa; Chordata; Actinopteri; Centrarchiformes; Centrarchidae. Bases 94 to 1110 code for a protein of 338 amino acids. Gene Ontology annotation, molecular function: methylenetetrahydrofolate dehydrogenase (NAD+) activity; methylenetetrahydrofolate dehydrogenase (NADP+) activity; methenyltetrahydrofolate cyclohydrolase activity. The transcript has 8 exons.
UCCUCCUUCACAGACUCAUCGCUCUGUCAGCCCUGUGGCGGUGCUGUGUUUCGUAACGAGCCGUGGUGUCUCUUCUCCUCUCAGCCGGUCAGAAUGGCAGCGGUCAGGACUCUCAGGAAACUGUGCCAACACUCCCAGCAUCAAGUCUGUAAACUGCACCUGUCCGCCUCGAGACAGGAGGCGGUGGUCAUCUCAGGAAAGAAACUAGCACGGCAGAUUCGGGAGGAGGCCCGGGUCGACGUGGAGAAAUGGGUUUCGGCUGGCCACAGGAGACCCCAUCUGAGUGUGGUUCUGGUAGGAGACAACCCAGCCAGUCACUCCUACGUCCUGAAUAAGACUCGAGCUGCAGCUGAUGUCGGAAUCUCUAGUGAGACAAUUCUCAAGCAUUCAGACAUCAGUGAGGAGGAGUUAUUGGACCUGAUCUACAAACUCAACACAGACCAUUGUGUGGACGGCCUGCUGGUCCAGCUGCCUUUGCCAGACCACAUUGAUGAGCGCACAAUCUGUAACGCUGUUUCCCCUGCGAAGGACGUGGACGGCUUCCACGUAGUCAAUGUGGGUCGCAUGUGCCUGGAUCAGUCCACCAUGCUUCCUGCCACCCCCUGGGGAGUCUGGGAAAUUAUUAAACGCACAGGUAUUCCUACUCUUGGGAAGAAUGUUGUGGUCGCAGGACGCUCCAAGAAUGUGGGCAUGCCCAUCGCCAUGUUACUGCAUACAGACGGCCGUCAUGAGAGGCCUGGAGGUGACGCCACGGUCACCAUUUCUCACCGUUACACUCCAAAGGAGCAACUUCGCCAACACACUAAAAUCGCUGAUAUCAUCGUGGCUGCUGCAGGGAUUCCAAACCUCAUUACCGCCGACAUGAUCAAAGAGGGAGCCGCGGUGAUUGACGUCGGAAUUAACAGAGUGCAGGACCCAGUCACUGGAAAGAGCAGACUGGUUGGGGAUGUGGAUUUUGAAGGCGUGAGGCAGAAGGCAGGCUUCAUCACACCAGUACCUGGAGGUGUGGGACCCAUGACUGUGGCAAUGCUCAUGAAGAACACUAUCAAAGCAGCGAAGAACGUUCUGCUGUUCCCCCCAGAGAGGGUCCGCAUGGCAGCUGCGUCCUAAUGGGCCGAAGAAAAGCAACAGUGACACAUUCCAGCCCCUUCAACACCGCCACCCCAAUCAUUUUUUACUUGGAGCGACCCGACGAGCUCCCUUUGCACACGGACUGGAAAGAUGAUAGCUUUAAGGCUCUCUUCCCGCUGACAGCCCAGCCAGUCCAGCCAUUUGAGACUGUUACAUUCACUCAUGCAGCUGCGUGUUUAAUGUAACAGGGUUUUUAAAGUAUUUAUCAUUUGUGAUGUAUUUCUGUGGAGUUUUGGAGUUUUAAGGAAUCUUGAAAGAUUGUUUUAUUUAUUACUUACAGUGACAGACUAUUUAAACAAUAAAUGGAAGUAGAAUAUUUCACUCGAAGCUAGUAAGCAGUUAAUGCAGAGCAAGUGAGCCUAACGUGAGGGCUAACGUCAUCAGGAACAAGUGUGUUUAUCAAUAUACAAGCUUUAAAGAUUCACAAUUGCCUUUUGUAAAAACGUUUAAAUAAAUAUUAAGAAUAUGUUCUCACA